This is a messenger RNA of Rotaria sp. Silwood1, 999 nucleotides long. The record is from the annotation of a GenBank genome assembly. Lineage: Eukaryota; Metazoa; Rotifera; Eurotatoria; Philodinida; Philodinidae.
AUGACGGAUCGACUUCCACUUCCAUCUGAUACAUUAGCGAUUGCCGUACUCAAUAGCUCAAUUCCAUCACGAUAUCUGCCAACAAUGACUGUCUUUGAAAUUUUUCAACAACUUUUUGUUGAAGAUUGGCAGAUUAGCUCAAAUUUUGAAGGUUAUUAUAAUACAUGUGCUCCAUCCGCCUGUAUUUACACAUAUAAUAAACGUAUGGAUGUUCUUUUUAUCGUCUCAACAGUUAUUAGUAUAACUGGUGGUCUACUUAUAAUAUUACGUUUAUUUAUUCCAUCCGUGGCAGAAGUCUCAAGAAGUCAAAUGCCAAAUGCUGAACAUAUUGGAAUGUUGGCAACUCGCAUCUACUCGAUAUUAUUUGGAAUUACUAUUCUCUUUAUUAUAAUUUUUACUGGUCUUAGUGAAGUUAUUAUAUCGAAGGUGUAUGGAGACGAAUCAAAUAGUUUUCUUAUAAGAAGUAUACCUCGUACGUUUGACAAUAGUACAUGUAAUUGUGCUGUCUCAAGUACUUGUCAACAACCUUUACGAAUAGGUCCUUCUGAUCUAAUAUUACCAGGUCUCGUGAUUGGUUGUUCACCAAUGGAAGGCCUACACUACUAUACACAGAUAGAUGGAUCACCACCAGUCAAUUUUACUCCUCCGAAAACUCCACCUAUCGUCAUUGCAUCAUUAAAUACUUCAUUGUCCACACGAUUUUUACCAUCUACACAAAUAGGUGAGCUUAUUCACGAAAUGUUUCUAGAACAACUCACCAAUGUUAUUAGUUACGAAAAAUAUUAUGCUACAUGUGCACCCAGUGUAUGCCGCUACGAAUAUGUCGAACGAAGCAAUAUCUUGUAUAUUGUAACGACAUUGCUUGGUCUUUAUGGCGCUGUUAGUGUUGGUUUGCGAUUACUUAUUUGGAAUUCAUUGAGAAUUUAUCAUAAGAUCAAAAAUUAUUUUCAUUAUCAUAACGCUGCAAUUCAACCACAAACAUCAAUAAUUACUCACUAA